AGCACUCCUCGCUGAAACGGCCUCAGAGAGUCGGGAGCCACACUUCGAGAGCCGCCAUGGUUGUCCCAUAAUGCCUUGCACGGCCCCCACUAGCCGCCCAAGGAGGCCAUCCAGGGCAGCCCGGAAACGGCGGCUCCCGGCACGGACGUGCGACGGAACGCUCCGGGCCCGCCAGCCUAGAGCGUCUCCUCCGAGGCUCGGCCCAAAGGCGCCCACGCGCUCAUCCCCUGCGCCUGUGCAUUUUCUUUUUCCGUUUCCGUCUCCUUCAGGGAACCUUCGAUGGUUGCUGUGCAACAUUUGGGAGAUGCUUGGGGUUAGGGCUGCUGUGGCGGAUGGGACGGAAGAACGGAGCCGCCAGGGUCCCUACUCUCUGGACAAGAGGCUGGGAUUGCUGGCGGUCGUGAAGUGGAAGAGGGAGGUGACUUGUACAAAUAAAGACUGACAGUGAGAAUUAACAUUUGGAUUCAAGAUGAGCUUCCUCUUGCCCAAGCUGACUAGCAAAAAAGAAGUGGACCAGGCAAUAAAAAGUACUGCAGAGAAGGUGUUGGUUCUCAGGUUUGGGAGAGAUGAGGAUCCUGUCUGUCUGCAGCUAGAUGAUAUUCUUUCUAAGACCUCUUCUGACUUGAGUUAAAUGGCCUCUAUAUAUCUGGUAGAUAUGGACCAAACUCCAGCUUAUACACACUAUUUUGACAUCAGUUAUAUUCCAUCCCAGUGUUUUUCUUCAAUGGGCAGCUUAUGAAAAGUGGAUUAUGGGUCUCCAUAUCACACUAAGUUUGUGGGAAGUUUCAAAACCAAACAAGACUUCAUAGAUUUGAUUGAAGUAAUUUAUCGAGGAGCAAUGAGGGGAAAACUUACUGUCCAAAGUCCUAUUGAUCCCAAGAAUGUUCCCAAAUAUGACCUUCUCUAUCAAGACAUUUAGUACAGUCACCCUGACCAGACUUGGAGAGAGAGGCCCAUCUUGAAGCAGUACCUGAGUCCAGCUCUGCUGCUCUGGAGUCCUUGAGGAACGCGGUCAGCAUCCCGGUGGAGAAGAGCUGUGACUGUUCCAGAAAAUACCUCCCCAAGUAGCAGACCACGCAGGCUCCAUCAUGGUGCUUGGGGUGCCUAAGUGUGACUCCCCAAGAACCCAGAGCAGUCAAGUCAACUGCUCCGUUUCCCCAGCGUGAUUUUUUAUAUUUCUCUUUAUAUUGUGCUUUUUCUUUAUUCCUUAAAAUAAUAUAGAAUUCUUCUUCAUACUGGCUAGUACAAUUUGAUUUAACUAUGUUUAUUUGACACACAAUAGUUCCCAUAAGAGCAAAAAGACUUUCUAUCCUGAAUGUACGUGUAUACACCCUUCACUUUCACCCUUGCCCAUUAUCCAGUCCUUGUUAUCACAGUUUCUCUUAGAAUACAUAAUUCUCUACUGACAGUGGGCGAGUUUGUUUUAUUUUGGAGCCUUACUAGCUAGAUUUGUAGAACAGUGUCCUGGUUUGCUCAUUUUACUAGCUUUUAUGUUAUUAAAUUGCCUAAGAAGUGAGAACUUGAGCCUUUACUGUCCAGCACCCAAUUUGAGCAAAAUAGUUGACACCCCUUAGUAAACAGGAACAGCUCUCUCCCAGAAGUCAAAACUGCACCUCUUUUUGAGGCAGAAAAUUGUACUUCAAGGACUCAACUGGAAAGAGAUGUCAGAACUAUCAGGAAGAAAUAUCUUUCUGGUAUUUGCCUGUUUUAAUAACGUUAGGAAGAACUGCUGCUCUUCCAGUGUCUGCUGGCACAACCUGCCACCACUGGGCAAGUCACUGCCUCUCUCAAAACCUCAUGGACGCUACUGGUACUGACUUUCCAGAGUGAGAGAACAGACGCAGGGCCAGAGGGCCGUGUGCCAGGCAGCAUUCGACUCCUGGGCAGCCGUCGGCCUCCUGGCCCACAGAGGCCCCGUCUCCACACUGUCACUGCAAGUGUGUCCCCCUGGCCAGGUGCUUCUCCUCCAAGCCUUGUCUGCAGGGAGAGGUGGCCACACGACCUGGUUCCAACGAAGGUGGCAUAGAAGGAAGGCUGCUGGGUGCUUUUGUGUCCUGCACUGAUGGAAGGAGAGAGCCACUCCAGGAAUAAGACAAAGCAAGGCCCUUCACCACCACCUCCACCUUCUCUCCCCCACUUCCACGCAUGGAACUGCAGCAGCCACCGUAGGACCUCACCGCAGCCAGCGCUGGAUGAGAAGUGAAUGUGCUGAGAACAAUAAAGAGCCUGGGCCCCAGGGAUGGUUUUGAGCUGCUGAGUGAACUCUAGGGCCGCCUCCCCCAGACUUCUAUGAAAGAAUAAAACACCUUCACUCCUGUCACUGUGAGUUGGCUUUUUUGUCACUCACAGCGUAAAUCACAUAGUAUUUGAUGUGUGGUAAGUGCUCAGAUGCCAGCAAAACCUCAGAACUUACAUACAUAAAAUUCCCUUAUCCUCUUUCCUCCUGAGGGCUUUGCAGAAUGUUUCUCCAAAGUCCUGAUUUGUGUUUUUGUUCCUAACUUAGUUGCUUUCCAUUCCACAAGUACUGAUUGGGUCCAUGCUGUGUGUCCUGUGCUGUA
Molecule: messenger RNA, 2558 nt
Organism: Manis javanica (Malayan pangolin)
Lineage: Eukaryota; Metazoa; Chordata; Mammalia; Pholidota; Manidae
Product: thioredoxin-like protein 4B
Biological process (GO): mRNA splicing, via spliceosome
Cellular component (GO): spliceosomal complex; U5 snRNP; U4/U6 x U5 tri-snRNP complex
Source: RefSeq, a predicted model, not a curated record